ACGCCUAAAGCAACCAGUGGAUCCUUUGGCUUUACUAAAACCCUUGAACGUCUUCAAUCUUUGCCUCCUUUCAGAACCUGAAGAAGGCGGCCACAGCACCCUAUAUUCUCUCAUUACAAUGCUAACUUCCACGAACUUAUUGUCUCGAAUCAUAAAAAAGAAGAGACUCAAAAAACCCAAAACGAAAACAAGAAACAAAAGACAAGAAACCAAAGAAGAUCCUAGUGAACAAGAUGAACUAGAAGAAGACACUGAAGGGUUUAAUCUAAAAACCUCAGCUCCAUCAAAUACUUAUGGGGUUCAGCCACUUGGCAAUCUUUACUUCAAUCGAGGCUCUAUUAACUCAAGAAACACCGGUUUAGGUAAUCUUCAAAUUUUGACUGAUGAGUUAGUUCUUGAUAUUUUAGGAUUUCUUGAUGGAACCCAGUUAGGAGUUUUAGCUACUGUUAGCAAGUCAUUUUACGUUUUCACUAAUCAUGAGCCUUUAUGGAGAAACCUUGUAUUGGAUAAGUUAAAUGGCGAGUUUCUGUUUAAUGGGUCAUGGAAGUCUACUUAUAUUGCUGGCAUUUACCCUUUAUUUGACGUUAAUGGCUGCUCAAGUUUGAAAGUUAGAGAUUUUUAUUCUGAUUAUCUUUUUCAAAGUUGGUUAUGUGCUAGUCUUGAAAUGAAACCUGAAUGGCUUGAGAGAGAUAAUAUUGUUAGAAAGAAAGGUAUUGCUGUUGAGGAAUUUGUGAUGAAUUUUGAGGAGCCAAAUAAGCCGGUAUUGUUGGAAGGGUGUAUCGAUAAUUGGGCUGCAUUGCAGAAGUGGGAUAAGGAUUAUUUGGUUAGUGUGUGUGGUGAUGUGAAGUUUGCAGCUGGGCCGGUGGAGAUGAGGCUUCAAGAGUAUUUUAGGUAUUCGGAUCAGGUGAGGGAGGAACGUCCAUUGUAUCUUUUUGACCCGAAAUUCGCUGAGAAGGUUCCUGUUUUGGGUUCUGAAUAUGAGGUUCCAUUGUACUUUAGGGAGGAUUUGUUUAGUGUUUUAGGUAAUGAGAGGCCGGAUUAUAGGUGGGUCAUAAUUGGCCCUGCAGGAUCUGGCUCAUCAUUUCACAUAGAUCCUAAUUCUACAUCUGCUUGGAAUGCAGUGAUUAAGGGGUCUAAGAAGUGGAUUUUGUUCCCACCUGAUGUGGUACCUCCUGGUGUUUAUCCAAGCCCGGAUGGUGCAGAGGUAGCAUGUCCUGUUUCCAUAAUGGAAUGGUUCAUGAACUUUUAUGGUGCAACAAGGAACUUGAAAAGGAGACCUAUUGAGUGCAUCUGUAAGGCUGGUGAAGUGAUCUUUGUGCCCAAUGGUUGGUGGCAUUUGGUAAUCAACUUGGAAGAAUCCAUUGCUAUUACACAGAAUUAUGUCAGCAGGAGAAAUCUGCUGAAUGUUUUGGAUUUUCUUAAGAGGCCAAAUGCAGGGGAACUAGUGUCUGGAACUCGAGACCGUGUGAAUUUGCAUGAUAAGUUUGAGAAUGCUAUUGAGUCCACUUUCCCUGGAACUAUCGAUCAAUUGGUGCAGAAAGCAGAGGAGAAGAAGGCCCAAGAGAGAAAACUUUCCUUCUGGGACUCAGUGACUGAUUCCCAUGCUGGUGCUUUCAAGUUCUCUUUCUAAACAAACCCCACAAAGGCUGGAUGCGUGGGAAUGGGACAGCAACUUACUCUGGAACAAACACAGGCGUACGUCAUAUUCCUGCUCCUCUUUAAACCAUGAUCUUGCAAUGGAAUGUAGAUGCUUGAAGAACAUAUUUUCCUCUCAAGAAUUCAAGCUUGAGCCUCGCUCUUCCUUCUGGUGGAAACGGAUCCUUUUCCCUGUUCAGUUUUUUGGCGAAUGAAAUGUUGAAUCAUUCUUUCUAUUGUUUUGGUAUACAUACAUUCAGAUGCUCAGAAUUGUAGUAAUUGAAAUGAAUGUUUAUUUGUCAA
Messenger RNA from Populus nigra (black poplar), 1938 nucleotides. Its product is annotated as arginine-specific demethylase JMJ22. Bases 119 to 1630 code for a protein of 503 amino acids. Gene Ontology annotation, molecular function: protein binding; cis-regulatory region sequence-specific DNA binding. The transcript is spliced from 2 exons. Gene Ontology annotation, cellular component: nucleus. Lineage: Eukaryota; Viridiplantae; Streptophyta; Magnoliopsida; Malpighiales; Salicaceae. The record is from RefSeq and is a predicted model, not a curated record.